Arachis stenosperma is the source of this 792-nucleotide messenger RNA. RefSeq names its product protein OXIDATIVE STRESS 3-like. The transcript is spliced from 2 exons. Bases 151 to 726 code for a protein of 191 amino acids. The record is from RefSeq and is a predicted model, not a curated record. Lineage: Eukaryota; Viridiplantae; Streptophyta; Magnoliopsida; Fabales; Fabaceae.
AGACAACACCAAUGUUGUUACUAUGAGGAAUGAUUGCCAUAUCAUAUCUUUUGUAAUCAAGUGAUCUUAAAUUCUUAAUUCGUCCCCCUAGCUCCUGUGUUCCAUAUAUAGUUACCAUAAAAGCACCAUCUUACUUCCUUCUUCUUCUUUAUGAUAAUGGAUGGUAACAAUAAUAACUGGGUUGUUAAGGAUGGUGAUCACGAUGAUGAUAUAUGUGACGCUUCAAUAUCCACGGGAUCCAUCUCAUCAGAAGAUUCAAUGAACUCCGCGUGUUCAUCUUCUUCAUCAGAUGAUGAGUUGGCUGAGGAUGCAUCCUCCUCAUCAUCGUCAUCGAAUUCAAACGGCCCUCUAUACAAGCUAUCAGAACUCAUGAACCAUCUUCCAAUAAAGAGAGGGUUGUCGAUGUUUUACCAAGGGAAAGCAGAAUCUUUCACUUGUUUAGAGAGGGUGCAGAGCAUAGAAAAUCUUGCUAAGAAAGAAAAUGGUAGCAGCGGUUACAGAAACAGAAAAAGAAUAAUGAAAUGGAGAGGCUUGGAUACUAGUAACAGAAGAAUGAUGAGAAUAUCAUCUUCGUACACUAGUCCCAAGGCAAAAAUAUCAAAGAAGCCACCUUCAAGGGGAUCUUCUUUUGCUUCUCUAGUAACUAAUAAACAGAGACUAAGUAUUAGUAGUAGUAGUUCUCUCCUUGGAGCAUCUACGCGUUCUUAUGUACACAAUAAUUUUUAAUUUGAAAUCCAUUAUAUUAUUGACCUGGAUUUUGAAUUCCGCCAUUUUAUAUUUUAUUUUUAAUAA